Molecule: messenger RNA, 2277 nt
Organism: Rangifer tarandus platyrhynchus (Svalbard reindeer)
Lineage: Eukaryota; Metazoa; Chordata; Mammalia; Artiodactyla; Cervidae
Source: the annotation of a GenBank genome assembly
AUGCGAGGUUCUGAGAUCAGCGGAGAGGGUCGCCUCGAGAGACCGUUUCUGAGCAUCAUCGUGCUGGAUGAUGAUGAUGAAGAUGAAGCCGCUGCUCAGCCAGGGCCCUCCCACCCACCCCCUAAUCCGGCCUCACCCAGGGCAGAAGCCCCUGGCUCCUCUCAGCCCCAUGGGGCUGGAGGAAGCAGUAGUUCGGGCGGCAAGAAAUGCUACAAGUCGGAGAAUGAGAAGCUGUUUGAAGAGUUCCUUGAACUGUGUAAGAUGCAGACGGCGGACCACCCUGAGGUGGUCCCGUUCCUCUAUAACCGGCAGCAGCGGGCCCACCCUCUGUUUUUGGCCUCGGCGGAGUUCUGCAACAUCCUCUCUCGGGUCCUCUCUCGGGCCCAGAACCGGCCAGCUAAGCUCUAUGUCUACAUUAAUGAGCUCUGCACGGUUCUCAAGGCCCACUCAGCCAAGAAGAAGCUGAACCUGGCCCCUGCUGCCACCACCUCUAGUGAACCCUCUGGGAAUAACCCUCCCACAGACCCCUCCUCGGACCCAAAUGCUGAGACCACUGCCUCUGAGGCCCCAAGGACCCGUGGUUCACGGCGGCAGAUCCAGCGCUUGGAGCAGCUGCUGGCACUGUAUGUGGCAGAGAUCCGGCGGCUGCAAGAAAAGGAGUUGGAUCUCUCAGAAUUGGAUGACCCAGACUCCACUUACCUGCAGGAAGCAAGGUUGAAGCGUAAGCUGAUCCGUCUCUUUGGGCGGCUGUGUGAGCUGAAAGACUGCUCUUCACUGACAGGCCGAGUCAUAGAGCAGCGCAUCCCUUACCGUGGUACCCGCUACCCAGAGGUCAACAGGCGCAUUGAGCGGCUCAUCAACAAGCCAGGGCCUGAUACCUUCCCUGACUAUGGAGAUGUACUGCGGGCCGUAGAGAAGGCAGCUGCUCGGCACAGCCUUGGCCUCCCCCGACAGCAGCUCCAGCUCAUGGCUCAGGAUGCCUUCCGAGAUGUGGGCAUCAGGUUACAGGAGCGUCGCCACCUGGAUCUCAUCUACAACUUUGGCUGUCACCUCACAGAUGACUAUAGGCCAGGCAUUGAUCCCGCACUGUCAGAUCCUGUCCUGGCCCGACGCCUGCGGGAGAACCGGAGCUUGGCUAUGAGCCGGCUGGAUGAGGUCAUCUCCAAGUACGCAAUGAUGCAAGACAAGAGUGAGGAGAGCGAGAGACAGAAGAGAAGAGCCCGGCUCCCCCAGGCCACCUCUUCCCAUUCUGAAGAUACCCCCAAAUCCUCAUUGGAUUCUGGUGAGGGCCCUAGUGGGAUGGCAUCCCAGGAGUGUCCUACCACUUCCAAGGCUGAGAUCGAUGAUGAAGAAGAUGAGGAAAGUGAAGAGGAGGAGGAAGAAGAGGAAGAGGAAGAGGAGGACGAUGAGGAGGAAGAAGAUGAGGCCACAGAUUCCGAAGAAGAGGAGGAUCUGGAACAGAUGAAGGAAGGUCAGGGGGACGAUGAAGAGGAGGAGGAGGAGGAGGAGGAGGAGGAAGCAGGGAAGGAUGGAGAUAAGAGCCCCAUGUCCCCACUAGCGAUCUCCACUGAAAAGAACCUGGAACCUCAUAAAGGGAACAGCGGGUCUUCAGAGGAGCAGCAAAACAAAAGACUCACAGAGUCACCAUCUUUACUGGCAGAAGAGCCCCCGGCCCCCUCUAAUGUAGUUGCUGAAAGCAGGGAAGAGCACCUCGAGGAGUUGCCCCUGGAGGAAGAGAGCCCUAUGUCUCAGCUCUUCGAGCUAGAGAUUGAAGCCUUGCCCCUGGAUACGACUCCUUCCCCUGAGGAGAGGGACAUUUCCUCUUCCAAGAAAUCAGAGGACCUCCUCACCACUGUGUUGGAGAAUGGGGCCGCCAUGGUCACCUCCACUUCCUUCAAUGGAGGCAUCUCUCCUCACACCUGGGGGGAUUCCAGUCCCCCCCGCAAGAAAUCUCGGAAGGAGAAGCAAACAGAAGCUGGGCCGUUAGGAAAGAGCCAUGUGGAAAUGCCAAGGGCAGUGCAGAAGAAGAACGAGCAGAAGACACAUACCCUGCCCAGCCCGCCUUCCCCCUUGGCUUCUAUGGCUCCAGUUGCUGAUUCCUCCACAAGGGUGGACUCUCCUAGCCAUGGCUUGGUGACCAGCUCCCUCUGUAGCCCAUUUCCAACCCGGGUGUCCCACACUCCCCAGUCACAGCCCUCCAGGCCUGGUACUUAUAAGAUGAGUGUGGCCACACAGUGUGAUCCCGAGGAGAUCAUCGUGCUCUCAGACUCUGAUUAA